Zootermopsis nevadensis is the source of this 1868-nucleotide messenger RNA. RefSeq names its product glutamyl-tRNA(Gln) amidotransferase subunit B, mitochondrial (gene GatB). Gene Ontology annotation, biological process: glutaminyl-tRNAGln biosynthesis via transamidation; mitochondrial translation. Gene Ontology annotation, molecular function: glutaminyl-tRNA synthase (glutamine-hydrolyzing) activity. NCBI's taxonomy places the organism in Eukaryota, Metazoa, Arthropoda, Insecta, Blattodea, Termopsidae. The record is from RefSeq and is a predicted model, not a curated record. Gene Ontology annotation, cellular component: glutamyl-tRNA(Gln) amidotransferase complex; mitochondrion.
GGACUUUUUAUAACUAUUUCGGCAUGCGUAGAUAAGGACUUUAAUUGCUGGAUAUAGAAAGUAUGUUUUCUGGUCGUUGUUUUAAAAUGUCAAACAUCGAAUACAAGUGAUUACAAUUAUGACUGUAAUUUAUAACGGAAGGAAAUAUGCAUUUGCCUUUGCGAUUACCACACUAUUCACUCGUAGGUGUAGCUUCUGUACCACUAAUGUAAGCACUGACUCAGGAAACUUUAUUUUACGCAAGGUUAAGCCUUCCAGUUCUCAAAUUGCUAGAUAUACAAACGAAGCAAUAUUUAAGAAUAAAACGCGGUCACAUUGGAAGGCCGUUGUUGGACUAGAAGUUCAUGCUCAGAUUACAUCAACAUCCAAACUGUUUUCUGGAGCUGGGACAGAGUUUGGUGCCCCAGUGAAUACAAAUGUAUCACUAUUUGAUGCUGCCAUCCCUGGCACUCUUCCUGUGCUGAAUAGAAGAUGUGUUGAGGCUGGAGUAUUAACAGCUUUAGCUCUUUCAUGCAGAGUGAAUCCUGUUUCUGUCUUUGACCGAAAACAUUAUUUCUACGCUGAUCUUCCUGCUGGCUAUCAAAUCACACAGCACAGACUUCCACUGGCACAAGAAGGAGAAUUAGAGUUUCAUGUUUUUAUUCCUGAUGUCCAUCAUAAGCCAUAUAUUAAGAAAUCUUGCAUCAAGCAGCUUCAAUUAGAACAGGACAGUGGCAAGUUACUUCAUGAUGAAGAGGCUUGUAGGAGCCUGGUUGAUUUGAGCCGUGCAGGAAUACCUCUUAUGGAGCUUGUAUUUGAACCUGAUCUUGAGGAUGGAGAAGAGGCAGCAGCUUUGGUUAAAGAACUGAUACUCAUUCUGCAGUGUUUAGGUACAUGUUCGUGUAAAAUGGAAGAGGGUGCUUUAAGAGUGGAUGCAAAUGUCUCAGUUCAUCGUGAAGGAGAACCACUAGGUGUGCGGAGUGAGGUGAAGAAUAUUGGAAGUAUAAGGGCAGUAGCACAUGCUGUCAAGUAUGAAAUUGACCGCCAAGUUAGGACACUUGAAUCAGGAGGAGUUGUUGUUAAUGAAACUCGUGCAUGGGAUACUGACAGUCGGCAGACUGUUCCUAUGCGAGACAAGGAAGAGAAACAGGACUACCGCUACAUGCCAGAACCAAAUCUUCCUCCAUUACGAGUUCUGUUGAAUGGCCAACAUGCAAUACCAGACAUUAAGAAGGAUUGUGUAAAUGUUGAUUGCUUGAGAAGAAAAUUGCCAGAAUUGCCUAGAGAAACCAGGGAGAAGCUAAUAAACCAAUAUGGAAUAUCAGCAGAAUCUGCAGUCAUAUUAGUUAAUGAAAACAAUUUGUUGAAACAUUUUUAUGGUAUAAUGGGGGAAAAGAAGAGUCGUGACCCAAAACUGUCAACAAAUAUUCUAAUCAUGGAACUCCUUACUAUAUUAAAUAAGAAUAAGUUAUCACUGGAAACUAGUCCAUUUUCAUCUUAUUCCCUAGGAGAAGUAGUGGAUCUUCUACAGAGUAAGAAAGUAAAUCUGGUUACUGCACGGAAGUUACUUCAGGAAAUUGUUUCUGGCAAUCCUCAGUCUCCAUCAGAGAUGGUGGAAAAGUAUGGAUGGGCUCAAAUCACUGAUUCAAGUGAAAUUGAGGAUGUUUGUACAGCGGUGAUAGAACAAAAUCCAAGGCUGGUGGAACAGUUUUGUGCUGGAAAAACUAAAGUAUUUAAUUCUCUUGUUGGAAAAGUUGCCAAGAUAACAGAGAACAGGGCAAACAUGGCACUUGUAGUUAAAGUUCUGAGAGACAAAUUAAGCAAAAUACAGAAUUCUUAAAAUGUAACUUCUGAAUCAUGUUCAAAAUAAAGGUGUUUUACAACAUGAA